Messenger RNA from Galendromus occidentalis (western predatory mite), 1851 nucleotides. RefSeq names its product EBF transcription factor knot (gene kn). Gene Ontology annotation, molecular function: DNA binding; DNA-binding transcription factor activity. Lineage: Eukaryota; Metazoa; Arthropoda; Arachnida; Mesostigmata; Phytoseiidae. Gene Ontology annotation, biological process: regulation of DNA-templated transcription. The record is from RefSeq and is a predicted model, not a curated record.
AUGAUGUUCGGUUUGCACCAAGAUCCUGGCCUACAGCCUCGCGGGCCUAUGGCCUCACUCAAAGAGGAACCUCUGGCCACGGCUCAACUCGGAAGAGGCUGGCCAAUGCAACCCACCAUGCUCGACCAAAGCAGGAACAUGGAAACAGUUUGCACCGAAUACUUGGUGCCAAGCCAGAGAAUGCUUUUCAGCGCGGGUUUGGGCCGGGCGCACUUCGAGAAGCAGCCCCCGUCGAAUCUUCGCAAGUCGAACUUCUUCCAUUUCGUCAUCGCCCUUUACGACAAAGCUGGUCAACCGGUUGAAGUUGAGCGGACGACAUUCAUCGGCUUCGUCGAGAAACAACACGAACCUGAUGGACAAAAAACCAACAACGGAAUCCAAUACCAACUGCAGUUGCUUUACGCGAACGGCGCCCGGCUAACGCAGGAUCUCUUCGUCAGACUUAUUGACUCCGUCACAAAACAGGCGAUUGUGUACGAGGGUCAGGACAAGAACCCUGAGAUGUGUCGGGUGCUACUGACGCACGAAAUUAUGUGCAGUCGGUGUUGUGAUAAAAAGAGCUGCGGCAACAGAAAUGAAACCCCUUCGGACCCCGUGAUCAUUGACAGGUUCUUCCUGAAGUUCUUCCUGAAGUGCAACCAAAACUGCCUCAAGAAUGCGGGAAACCCACGAGACAUGCGGAGGUUCCAGGUGGUGAUUUCCAGCCAGGUGAACGUGGAGGGGCCUCUGUUGGCCGUCUCCGAUAAUAUGUUCGUCCACAACAACUCCAAGCACGGUCGGCGAGCGAAGAGACUCGACGCGAGUGAAGGCGACACCAUAGGUGAGCUGCAUUCCAUUGGCGAUCCCCACUCUAGAGGCCCCACUCCCAUAACCACCCACUCCGCAACCAGUCUAGGACUAGUCGACGUGAAGAGAGCUCGUUUCAAUGAGGAUCUCAUUUUGAAUAAUCCGGCAUCGCAUUUUACCGAUGUAACAUUUAGUUCGACGCCGGUUAUCAAGGCGAUUAGUCCGUCGGAGGGGUGGACCACAGGGGGCACCUCUGUGAUCAUCAUAGGGGACAACUUCUUCGAGGGUCUUCAGGUGGUCUUUGGAACGAUGCUUGUGUGGAGCGAGAUGAUCACCCCGCACGCGAUCCGAGUGCAAACUCCCCCUCGCCAUAUCCAAGGCGUUGUCGAAGUGACGCUCUCGUACAAGUCAAAACAGUUUUGUAAAAACGCUCCCGGACGCUUUGUUUAUGUUUCCUUGAGCGAUCCGAACCUCGACUACGGUUUCUUACGGCUAGCGAAACUAAUCCCCCGCCAUCUAGGAGAUCCGGAGAAACUCACAAAAGAGACGAUAUUAAAACGGGCCGCCGAUUUAGCUGAAAUGCUGUAUGCGAUGCCGCGUAACAACCAAUUGGCAGGGUUACCUUCACCCCGAUCGCCUAACAACAUGUCUGGAUUCAAUGCUUAUUCUGGACAAUUAUCCAUCAACGUCGAACAGAACGGACAGGAGUACGGCGGAAGGCCACCCUCGGAAGGUGUCUCUCCGCGGGGAGGUGGAUACGGCUCGAAUGCGUCAACCCCCCAUAGUACUUCAACGAACAACAACGCCAACAAUUCCUCGUCGGCAGGAUCACAACCACAAGCGAGCACCGGAUACAGCAGUAUGGGAGCACAGUCCACCGGUACGCCAACUCCCGGUUACGGCAGUCCAACGCCCACGAUGAACGGAAACACGUCGGGAGGAUCAGUAACCCCGACCGGAUCGUCGUCUCAGCAGAUAUUCAACGGUCUAAGAGGCCUUCCCCACCCGAGUCACUACACUCCUUUCACGCCUAUGACGCCCGUUACUCCAAUAGCGCCCGCGUAA